Molecule: messenger RNA, 1317 nt
Organism: Sinocyclocheilus rhinocerous
Lineage: Eukaryota; Metazoa; Chordata; Actinopteri; Cypriniformes; Cyprinidae
Product: tetraspanin-11-like
Exons: 8
Coding region: 23-787 (254 amino acids)
Cellular component (GO): plasma membrane
Source: RefSeq, a predicted model, not a curated record
CGUAUAAAUAGACUAAAGAGAGAUGGGCAGCUUGUAUAAGGAUGAGCAGGACGACUGGAUCACAGUGUGUCUCAAGUACCUCCUCUUCGUUUUCAACUUCCUGUUCUGGAUGGGCGGUGGGGUGGUGAUGGGUGUCGGGAUCUGGACACUGGUCGAUAAAGGAGAGUACCUGAGCCUGCUGGCCUCCAGUACAUUCGCCGUGUCCGCCUACAUCCUGAUCCUGGCAGGAGGGCUGGUGAUGGUCACGGGGUUCUUGGGCUGCUGCGCCGUCAUACGUGAGCAGAAGAGCUGUCUGUCCACGUACUUCUCCUGUCUGCUUCUGAUCUUUCUAAUUGAGUUGGUGGCUGGUGUUCUGGCCUACGUUUAUUACCAGGCACUGAGUGAAGAGCUGAAGCAGCACUUGAGCAAGACGAUGACAGAGAACUAUGCCCAACCUGGAAAAGAGAGCAUCACACAUUCUGUGGACAGACUACAGCAGGAUUUCAAGUGCUGCGGGAGCAACAACUCCUUUGACUGGGCACACAGCGUGUACAUCAUGUCCCCAGAAGCGGAGAAAAGAUUGGUCCCUGACAGCUGUUGUAAGACCAUCACCCCUCAGUGUGGAAAGAGAGACCACCCCUCAAACAUCUACAAGGUGGAGGGCGGCUGUAUCACUAAACUGGAGCAGUUUCUGGCAGAUCACUUGCUCAUUAUUGGUGCUGUGGGAAUAGGCGUGGCCUGUCUACAGAUUUGUGGAAUGGUGUUCACCUGUUGCCUGCACAGGCGAAUUAAACUGGACCCGUACUGACGGCUCAGUAACUUUAUAUGCCUUUCCUGACACUUCAACACACACAAACACGGCCUGCAUGACCAAAUCCAUUUACAUUAAUAUAAGGGCUUUAUUAACAUUAUAGACAAAUGUUGCUAUUGUUAUUGCCUCCUUAUGAUCCUAAUAGUCUUGAAAGAUGUGGGAUAUUGCCCUGUAGUCAUUUAGAUGUCAAGGAAUCAGUCAGAAAAAUAAUCAAAUUUUUACUUUUAAGUAAAUUAUAAUAAAUAAAAAUAUUUUUAUUAACCACAUAUUUGCUUUGAUUUGCUCAUAUUAAAUGUAUGUAAUGUGCUGCUAAAUCUUAAGCAGGUGUGGGAACCUGCUGAUAGGCACAAAAUACACUGGACCAACGUCAAGACCAUUUAUUAUUGUAUUUUCAUAAAAAAGUAUAUGAAACUUGUAGAAAGAUCACUGUUUAGCCAUUAUGUCCACUGUAUCAUAUACACUGAGAAAAAAGUUGGUGUUGAAACAAUUUUCACUCAGAAAUUCCAAGUCAUUUUGCCAAAUAAUGA